CAGCAGAAACACUCUUCUCUCUAUUAUAAAAGAAACAGCCUCCCCUCCUUAUUGUAGCACUAAAUUCUCUGGGCACUAACAGUUUGUUUGUAUAAUCAGCACUUGUUGUGUGUAUUGCUUCUUCUUGUUGAAUUACUGAAUGCCUCCUCAAUUGUGUUACAUUGGACAAAAGCGUCUAAAUGUAAACGUUUUAAUAAUCAUUUUAAUUAUUGAUCGACUGAUCUAGAAUGUCUCCACUGUAUUUAAUCUCUGUAAGUCAUUCUGUCUGUAUCCUCUCUCUCUCUCUCUCUUUCUCCUGAUUGCAGAUGCUCUCAGUGUUCAUUUCUCCGGUUCCUCGUUCAACAACUGUUAUUUGUGUGAGUCUGGGGACGAGCGCAGCGGCAGCGACACGCUCAAAUGAGCACAGUCAUAGGAAGAAAAAAAAAACCCUGACAUCCUACCUCCAUCUCUAUUUAAACGCAGCACUUCUUUACGUUUUGGAUUGUUUGGAGUCCAGGAGCGGCGGGAGCCUGUUUACUGAUGGUGAUGAUGAUACUGAUGCUGAUGAUGUCCGUGCUUUUAUUGGCACGCACUGAUGAUGACUUUUGUUAUGACGAGGACCACUGUGAUCCAUAUGCAUGGGGAGACAGUUAUCCUUCCUGUCAUCCGCUUCUGGACAGCCAUCAUUCGCCCAUCAACCUGGACCAUCAUCUGAUGAAGAACCACUCGCUGGACUCUCUGCAGCUCCAUGGCUUUAAUCUGACUCAUAAAGGUCAAUGGUGGCUGACGAACCAGGGCCACUCGGUUGUGCUGGAGGUUGGUGACGGUAUGCAGGUCAGUGGCGGAGGUCUUCCUGCAACUUAUCGCACCUUCCAGCUGCAUUUCCACUGGGGAAGCGUCUCCUCAAAUGGGUCUGAACACACCCUCGACCACCUCAGGUUUCCUAUGGAGAUGCACAUAGUGAACAUCAAAUCCACGCAUCCAAACUUGACGUCUGCACUUGAAGACCCAACCGGCAUUGCUGUGCUUGGAGUAUUUGUUGACGUGACUUAUCUGCACAAUGAAAACUUCCAGUCCAUCUCAAGUGCACUUUCUUAUGUUGCCUACAAAGGACAAACAAAGUCGAUCAAACCAUUCCCGUUGGUGAACUUGUUACCUCAGAACAACCUGACGCAGUAUUAUCGUUAUCACGGCAGCCUCACAACGCCACCCUGUUCAGAGGUGGUUUUGUGGACCAUUUAUGAAGUGCCUGUGUAUAUUUCAUGGGCUCAGUUCGAGCAGUUUGUAAGCGGGAUUUAUUCCACGGAGGAAGAAGCAGAAAUCCAGGCUCUUCUGCAUGACAACUACAGACACAUUCACCCAACCUACAGUCGCCCCGUGUACGCCUCAAAAGAUGCCAAGCUGCUCACCAAUGGAGUUUCCUCUCUUGCCUGUUUUAAUUCUGUGUCUGUAAUUGUAUAUCUGUUAUUAAAUAUUUAGCAUUUCGCAGAUAGACCGUAAUCAGUGUAGCGCCAUAUUUAAUUUCUGACACAGAUGAAAAUGUUUUCAGUGGACUGUACAGUUGGAUGGAAUUUACAUCUUACAUGAGAAAUAAGCAAAAAACUCUUAGUACCAGAAACACUCAAUAUGAUUCUGGUAUUACAAAAGGCUUUUCCCUAGUCCUACACGAAAGAAUCUUAAAGGGAUUUCUACUGAUACCUAGAAGAAAGACUGAAUUUCAGCUCACUGUAUAAAUUUCACGCUACAAGUGGAGCUAAUAAUACAACAGAUUACAUUUUAUUGUCACUGUACAUAUAUACAAUGUAUAUUUAUAUAGACCAUUUUGGGGGACGUAAACAAAAACAAUGGUCCUGACAUAUUUCCUGUUCUACAUUUAUAAUUUCUACAGCUUUCCGAGAAUCCAAAAAGAGCCACAUAUUG
Messenger RNA from Danio rerio (zebrafish), 1899 nucleotides. Lineage: Eukaryota; Metazoa; Chordata; Actinopteri; Cypriniformes; Danionidae. The record is from RefSeq and is a predicted model, not a curated record.